AUGUCGGCUUCCAUCUUUGCUCGUCAGCCCAUGCUCCUUCGCAGUCAAGCGCGCACCUCGCUGUGUCUUGUGCAACCCACAACCUUGCGCAUCGGUUCUGCAACGCCCGCUUUGGCCGCACGAUCCUUGCACACCACCCCUGCGCCCUCCGCUUCCGCCUCAAACCGUCGAUGGCCACUCAAAACACUCUCCGGCGGCCUGGUUGUCGCAGGGUCGGGACUCUACUAUCUGCAGCCGGACGCUCCCACGCGUAGCUUCUCCGUCCAUUCCCCACUCGAAUCUUCGGAGAAACCAGUUACUGGGUCGUCUACCCUCGUUCGGCCCGCAUCGCCCUCCGCGCCACGUCGUCAGACCGUGACACUGGUCUUCCUCACCUCGUCCUCCUCCUCCGGCGGGCUGGUCAAGAGUCUCGUCUCCAACUUUGGCGGUGGAGGUGGGGAGAGGGAGAAGUGGUUCCCUUGGAUCGGCUACUUCCGCGAGGCUGGGUACGAUUGUCUCCAGAUGAACCUUGCUCUGCCCCCUCAAGCAGAAGGAAGGAAGACGGAGAAGCUGGCAGACGAGCUUCACAGCCAGAUCCGACUGAGCAAUUUGCAGCGUCAACCGGUGCUGUUUGUGCAUCAUUCCGCCGACAGCGCGCCAGAGGCAACCGCGAGCAUUGUCAGUCAGUACAUCGAGCCUGGGCAGUCGAGUGGCGGCGGCGGUGGGCUCUUGGGCAAGAUCUUUGGUGGCGGCGGAAUGUUUGGUGGGCGACCGGCGAUCUCAGGGCUCGUGGUCAUCUCCGAUCUGGACGACGCUUCCGCCCUAACGCUGUUCGGCAAGCAUCCCAAACUGAACACCCUCAUCGUGGCCAAUGGCGGAGCGAAGACCAGCGGCCAUCAAGGAAAAGUGACGGUGCUGGACGCCGAGGGCAAGAAGCACGAAAGCAUCAUAAAGGAUAUCGAGCGGUGGCUCAUCAAGGAAGGAUAUGAGGGAUAA
Molecule: messenger RNA, 975 nt
Organism: Kalmanozyma brasiliensis GHG001
Lineage: Eukaryota; Fungi; Basidiomycota; Ustilaginomycetes; Ustilaginales
Exons: 1
Coding region: 1-975 (324 amino acids)
Source: RefSeq, a predicted model, not a curated record